Babjeviella inositovora NRRL Y-12698 is the source of this 2277-nucleotide messenger RNA. It is a transcript of the gene BPH1, whose product is annotated as Bph1p. The transcript has a single exon. NCBI's taxonomy places the organism in Eukaryota, Fungi, Ascomycota, Pichiomycetes, Serinales. Gene Ontology annotation, molecular function: protein binding. The annotation marks the transcript as partial. The record is from RefSeq and is a predicted model, not a curated record.
AACAGCAAGUUGAUCGACAACUUCCAGCGUGAGAACCAGAAGUGGACGCAGAACAUUCUCCAGAUGGAGGUGUCGAAGUUCCACCGCCAUAUCCAGGACCACCAGGAUAACCUUCAGUUCUACAUUACCGCGUACAACCGAAUAAAGACCGAAACCUCGCGACUCUUGAAGAAGGAGGCGGAUGUCAAGUACUAUGUGGAUUCCAUCGAGGGGUUGGACCGCAUGCGGAUGCGACUUUUGCCGUUGAACGAUGUCCACGAGUCGGAGCGCCUUUCCUACUCGAUCGAUGUUCCCGUGCUUCAGAGUGAGGAGGCGCCUGAUACCCUGAUGGAAACCUUCGAACUCGUCGAGGAGUCUCAGAGCAUCGAGGAGGAUAAAAACAGAAAGGUGCUUCGUAGCUUGGCGGUCGGGGAUAGUAUCACCCACAUCUGGAACAUCUCCCAGAUUCUUGGCCUUUCGGCGGUGGAGGGGUUGUGCAUUCUUGGCAACACCCACUUGUACCUUAUUGACAACUACUUCCACGGGACCAACGGCGAAGUGGUGAACAUUGAGGAUGCCCCUACUGCCUCCAGAGACCCGUACUUGAAGUUGAUCACGGGGAGAGAGUCAGAGGUGCGGGCAGAGACAUCCACUACGCAUCGGGUCCGCUCCUGGAGGCUUGACGAGCUUGCCUCCAUCUCGAAGAAGCAGUUUUUGUUUCGGGACGUGGCUCUAGAGCUCUUCUUUGUGGAUGGCGGAACGGUUUUGCUUACUUGCUUGAACCCCAAGCAGCGGGACUCUGUACACUCGAAGUUGUCCCAAAGUGCGACAGGCAAGGGAUUGAGCGACGACUUGACCGAAGCUUUGAAGUUGGCAGCCUCCUCGGCGGCCGUGGUUGCCGCUAAGCCCUCCUUCUUCUCCUCCAAGAUCAUUUCUGCCUUCAACUCUAUGAACAUCGGGAUCUUUGCGGCCACCAAGAAGUGGAAACGCGGCGAGAUCUCCAACUUAUACUACUUGAUGCUUGUGAACACCCUCGCGGGGCGGACCUGCAACGAUUUGACCCAGUACCCGGUGUUUCCCUGGGUCAUCGCAGACUACACCAGCGACGAGCUCGACCUAGACGACCCCAAAUCGUUCAGAGACCUUUCCAAGCCCAUGGGGGCUCAGUCGGAGGAACGACUAGGAAAGUUCCGCGAGCGCUACGAGGCGUUGGAGAGUUUGGAGGACCGAAACGCCCCACCGUUCCAUUAUGGCACUCACUACUCCUCCUCCAUGAUUGUCACUUCCUACUUGAUCCGCCUUGAGCCGUAUGUGCAGUCGUAUUUGUUGCUACAGGGCGGGCGAUUUGACCACGCUGACCGGUUGUUCUACUCCAUUCCCAAGACCUGGACCUCUGCUUCCCGUGACAACUCCUCCGACGUUCGUGAGCUCAUCCCUGAGUUUUUCUACCUCCCCGAGUUUUUGACCAACGACAACAACUUUGAGUUUGGAAAGUUGCAGUCGGGUGAGACAAUCAACAAUGUGGAACUUCCGCCGUGGGCCAAGGGGGACCCCAAGAUCUUUAUCCGAAAGAACAGGGAGGCUCUUGAAAGCCCUUACGUGUCGCAGAACUUGCACAAAUGGAUUGAUUUAAUAUUCGGGUACAAACAAAACGGACCAGAGGCCAUUGCGAUUGGCAACGUGUUCCACAAUCUCAGCUAUCACGGAGCGGUCAACUUGGACGAUAUUUCCGACGAGAUGCAGAAGAGUGCCAUGACCGGGAUCAUUCACAACUUUGGCCAGACGCCGUUGCAAAUCUUUAAACAGCCGCACUCGGCCAAGGGGGUGCUAGACUCGGUCGAUUGGACCAAGGAAAUCCUAGACGGUCCGUCUUUCACGUUGGAGCUGAAGAGCAAGGAGCCGGUGAGCCAGAUUGAAAUGAGCACAAAGACCAGGGCCUGGAGGGGCAGACCAUUCCUCACCUCGAACAGCGGGGGAGUCCUGAUGAAAAAAGGACCGUCGCCAACUUCGUUGUAUGUUAAUGGCAAGAUCGUUGAAAGCUUCCAUAAUCAGCCGAUCUCUGCCCUCGUGUUUGCAACUGAGAGCUCCUUUUUAACGGGUUCUACCGAUGGAACGAUCCACAUCUGGAAAUACACCAUGGUGGGAGGCGAGACUGAGUUGGAAUUCCAGGAGAUUCUCCGCGGCCAUAUCCGCGGGGUCUGGGAUAUCCAAUGCUCACGGCCGUUCAACAUGGCGUUGAGCGUGGAUGAAGCAGGUGCGGUGCUUCUAUGGGACCUCUCUCGGUACAAGUUUGUAAGA